UAAAUGUAAGAUGCGGCUUCAUGUUCUCCCAUUGAGUCCAUAGUUCUUCUAAAUGGCUUUUGUUUAAUCAAAUCAAUGGGUUUUUCUUGAUUGUUUAAGAUGCUUCUUGGGGUGCAAUUAUGCGAGCUAGAUCCUGUUAAUAUCAGAUAGACUUUUUUCCAAAUGUUUAUUUGUUCCAUAGCAUAUAAUAACGCCCAACUUCUGUAAUCUGUAACUCGAUGCAAUCGAGAAUAAAGGGCCGUUACUGAAUAUUGUAAGAAAGGAAAGCUUUGUCUGAAUGCUGUUAUUGAGGAAAAUACAAUGUUGAACUUCCUAACCAUAUUUUAUAUAUAAUAACUUGAAUUGUUUCUCCAACAAAAAAUAGAACACUCAAAAAUGGAUGCCAGGCAAAUCCUCAAGAUUUGCAAAUCAAGGUGUAAAAAUUAAACUGCCUUGACUUUUGCAUUUUGUCAAGAAUUAAGUGUUUCAACACAAAUUAUUUUGAAUUUUUAAUCAUCAAGUGUUUGAUUGUCGUCUCAGAUAAAUAUUGUGAAUCUUUGAAAUAACUUAUAUAUUUCAAGUGUGUCAUUCUAUUGGAUCUCUUUUCCUAAAGUUUCUUUCAGAGACCAAACUCCAAAGACAUUGCUGCACUUCCGUAUCAAUUAAAAGAUCUGCUUUUGUUGGAAAUUUAGAAAUUAAAGUGAUAUGCCAUGACGUAGAUGCAUGGUCAGGUUUGACAAGGAGCUCAACAAACAGGUUGCUAUCAAAGUGAUUGAUUUGGAUGAAUCGGAGGAUGAGAUUGAUGACAUUCAGACGGAAAUUGCUGUUCUAUCACAAUGUCGUUGUCCAUAUAUCACUGAGUAUUAUGGCUCCUAUCUCCAUCAAACUAAACUUUUUAUAAUAAUGGAGUACAUGGCUGGAGGCUCUGUAGCAGACCUACUUCAAUCAGGCCAACCCCUUGAUGAAGUGUCAAUUGCUUGCAUUUUACGUGACUUGUUGCAUGCUGUUGAUUAUUUGCACGCUGAAGGAAAAAUUCACAGGGACAUCAAAGCAGCAAACAUUUUAUUGUCUGAGAAUGGUGAUGUGAAGGUUGCAGAUUUUGGCGUUUCUGCUCAGCUAACUAGGACCAUAUCAAGGAGAAAGACAUUUGUAGGAACACCAUUCUGGAUGGCACCAGAGGUUAUUCAGACUGCAGAAGGAUAUAAUGAGAAGGCAGAUAUCUGGUCUCUGGGGAUCACAACAAUUGAGAUGGCAAAAGGGGAGCCUCCACUCAGUGACCUUCAUCCCAUGAGAGUGCUUUUCAUCAUCCCCCGUGAGAACCCACCACAGCUAGAUGAGCAUUUUUCUCGUCCCAUUAAAGAAUUUGUUUCAUUGUGUUUAAAAAAGCUUCCAGCUGAGAGGCCAAGUGCCAAGGAACUUCUCAAACAUCGUUUUAUUCGAACUGCUAGAAAGAGUCCAAAGCUUUUGGAAAGAAUAAGGGAGCGUCCCAAGUAUCAAAUAACAGAAGAGGGGACACCUAGAAAUGGUCCAAGAGGUGUAGGGGAGCCAUCUGAUACGAUGAAAGUGGCAAGAGAUUUAAGAGAAGAAGCCACUCAAUCCAUUUCCAGUGGUCAGGGUAAAACUGUGAAGAAUUCUGGAUGGGACUUCAGCAUCAGAGGAUCAGAGGGCACUGGAACUUUUCGCAGUGUUGCACGACCACCUCAAUAUAGAGAUAAGAAAACAGAUAUUUCCCAAUAUCAACUUGACCAAAAUAAGGCAACAGAGAGAGAAUAUCUUGGGGCAUCUUCCUAUAGAAGUGCUCUUAAUGAAUCACCAGAACCUUCCCUUGAAGAUGAUGAAUUGUCUGGGACUGGAUCAGGAACUGUUGUUAUUCGGUCUCCGAAAGGAUCACAAUCAUCACUCCUUCGUGACCAAAGCUCCCUGUCUAGCAGUAGGCAUGCUUCUUUUGAAGAUAAUUCUUCCAGUGGAACUAUUGUUGUCCGUGGUCAGCAUGAUGAUUAUGACUCUUCACAGACAGUGAGGUCCAGGCCGGGACUUAAUGAGAGAACUGCAAAUGCCUCACUUGAAGAUAGUGUCUCAAAUCUCGCAGAGGCAAAGGCUGCUAUCCUAAGGCCAAGAAAAGGAAAUACUCGAGAGAGAGUUGCACAGGGAAAGACUGGCAAUGAUUUGCAGGAAAGCAGAAGAAACCAAGUGACAAGCAGCUCUGAUUUCUCAAGAUCAUCUCGUGUAAACAAUGGUCCACAACAGGGAAUUUCAAGACUGCGCCAUACUGAUGAUGAUCAAGACAACGUCAGAAUAUUGUCAUCCUCUGUGGCAUUAUCUGUUUUACUUAUUCCUUCUUUAAAAGAGGCCUUUGCCAAUGAUCCAGAAGGGUCUACUGUACAAGAAAUAAUCAAUUCACUCAUACACAUGGAGCACAUAAAGUCUGGAUCAUGUGAUGCUCUGGUCAAAACGUUGCUUCAGAGAUUGGCCAGUUCGAAGGAAUCUUCAUUGAAGGAUCUGCAGGGGCUCGCAGCUCAAUUAUUCACCAAGGCCAAGUCAGCUCCUGAAGAAUCCCAAAAUGCAACUGCAGAAGUUGAUGCCAGGAGGAAACAACAGAACAAAGAACUUCAUUCAAAUAGCAAUCUGGGUCCUCUUGCAAGAUUUCUUCUCUCAAGAUGGCAAGGUCAAGCCUAAAGGAAUCUAAAUCCAGUCUCUGAAGUGGGGGUUAGAAGCCACCUUUUUGUGGUGCUUUUCAGUUUAUGCAUUUAACCUUAUUAUUAACUGUAAAUAGGUCGUUGUAAGAUCUUGUUUGUCAAUUUUCUAAUUAUGAUUAUCAUUCUUUUUCCACAUUCUUUUUCAUACAGAGAAGCAUUGCUGUUCAAUUACAUUAGGGUUUUGUAUGGUUUCAAAAGAUUGUUGCGUACUAUACAUUUUACUGGUGUC
Molecule: messenger RNA, 2904 nt
Organism: Neltuma alba
Lineage: Eukaryota; Viridiplantae; Streptophyta; Magnoliopsida; Fabales; Fabaceae
Product: serine/threonine-protein kinase 24
Exons: 20
Coding region: 703-2655 (650 amino acids)
Biological process (GO): protein phosphorylation
Cellular component (GO): cytoplasm
Molecular function (GO): ATP binding; protein serine/threonine kinase activity
Source: RefSeq, a predicted model, not a curated record